AUGCGACGCAGCUGCUUCCUCCACCUUGGCCCUCGCUGGAAUUCUAGAAGCCCACUGAAAGGUCUGCAACACCGCUUCCCAUUGUCACGCAACUACAUCCGCACCAUGGCCUCCACAGCAGGCCAGCAGCCUGAGUGGACGGCGCAGAAGGUCCGGUCGACGUUCAUCGACUACUUCAAGCAAAAUGGCCACACUUUCGUCCCUAGUGGCAGUGUUGUCCCAUUGUCGGAUCCCACGCUACUCUUCACAAACGCUGGCAUGAACCAGUACAAGUCCAUCUUCCUCGGAACAGUGGAUCCCAACUCGGACUUCGCAAAGCUCAAGCGUGCUACGAACACACAGAAAUGUAUUCGUGCAGGUGGCAAGCACAACGAUUUGGACGAUGUCGGCAAGGACUCUUACCACCACACAUUCUUCGAGAUGAUGGGCAACUGGUCCUUCGGAGACUACUUCAAGAAGGAGGCCAUCGGCUUUUCGUGGGAACUACUAACCAAAGUCUAUGGCCUCGACCCGGACCGUCUGUAUGUCACCUACUUCGAAGGCAAGGCGGAUGUCGGACUCGAGCCUGACAACGAGGCCCGAGACUUCUGGAAGUCGGUCGGUGUUGCCGAUGACCACAUACUCACUGGCGACAUGAAAGACAACUUCUGGGAGAUGGGCGACCAGGGGCCAUGUGGUCCGUGCUCCGAGAUCCACUACGAUCGCAUUGGAGGUAGGAACGCUGCGCAUCUGGUCAAUCAGGACGAUCCGAAUGUACUCGAGAUCUGGAACAACGUCUUCAUUCAGUACAACCGCGAGCCAGAUCGGUCACUCAAGUCACUGCCUGCCAAGCAUGUUGACACCGGUAUGGGAUACGAGCGUCUGGUGUCUGUUCUGCAGAACAAGAUGUCCAACUACGACACCGAUGUCUUCACUCCGCUGUUUGCACGCAUCCAGGAAGUUACCGGUGCGAGGGAGUACCAAGGAAAGUUCGGUGAAGAGGAUGCAGAUGGCGUUGACACCGCAUAUCGUGUUGUCGCAGACCAUGUGCGAUUGCUCACAUUCGCCAUUUCGGAUGGCGCUCCUCCAAGCAAUGUUGGCAGAGGAUAUGUCGUGCGUCGCGUUCUUCGCCGAGGUGCACGAUAUGCUCGAAAAUACUUCAACGUCGAAAUCGGCAGCUUCUUCUCAAAGAUUGUGCCCACUCUUGUUGAACAGGUCGGCGACAUGUUUCCAGAGAUCAACAAGAAGCAGGCUGAAGUUCAGGAAACUCUGGAUGAGGAAGAGGUCAGCUUUGCCAAGACGCUGGAUCGUGGAGAGGCAAUGUUCGAGAAGUAUGCCCAGGCAUCGAAGACCAAGGGCGCCAAGGAUAUUGCUGGAGCCGAUGUAUUCAGACUAUAUGACACUUAUGGCUUCCCUGUCGAUCUCACCAAGCUUAUGGCAGAAGAGCGUGGUCUGGACAUUGACGAGGAUGCCGUUGCUGAAGCAGAGAAGAAACACCAAGAGGCAUCGAAGGGUGCCAAGAAGGCAGGCGCUGACUAUCCUAAGCUGACUGUACACGACAUCAACACACUCGAGAAGAUGCCAGAUGUACCAAAGACCAAUGACGAUGCAAAGUUCGAGAAGGGCAACAUCAAGGCCACCAUCAAGGCCAUUUAUCACAAAGGCAACUUUCUCCAAUCAACGAAAGAGGUUCCUGAGGGCGAGCAGUUCGGCGUGGUGCUCGACAAGACCAACUUUUAUGCCGAGCAGGGUGGUCAAGAGAAUGACACUGGUAGUCUCCUCAUUGAUGGCGAGGCAGAGAUUGAUGUCCAGAACGUGCAGUCCUAUGCAGGCUUUAUCCUGCAUACCGGCUACAUGAAGGAGGGUGUGCUCAACGUCGGCUCUGAGAUCCUUUGCCAGUACAGUGAAGAGCGAAGGCAGCCGAUACGCAACAAUCACACCGGCACACAUAUUCUCAACUUCGCACUGCGAGAAGUGCUUGGCGAGGAUAUCAACCAGAAGGGUUCUCUGGUCGCGCCCGAGAAGCUGCGUUUCGACUUCAGCCACAAGUCUGGCUGCUCAGACGCCGAGAUCUCGCAGAUUGAGGAGAAGAGCACCAGCUACAUCCGCCAGAACAGUGAAGUCUACAGCAAAGAAGUAUCGUUGGCUACUGCUCGGCAGAUCGAAGGUGUGCGUGCUGUGUUUGGUGAAACUUACCCAGAUCCAGUGCGAGUCGUGUCGAUUGGCGUGCCUGUGGAGGACUUGUUGGAAGACCCGCCCCGACAAGACUGGCGCCAUGUCUCAGUUGAGUUCUGCGGCGGUACCCACGUCAAGAAUACAAGUGAAAUCAAGGACUUGAUUGUCGUUGAGGAGAGUGGCAUUGCAAAGGGCAUUCGACGUAUCAUUGCCGUCACAGGAAGAACUGCGCACAAGCUCCAGCGAGACACAGAGGAGUGGGAAAAGAGUAUCUCCGAGCUCGAGAAGAUGACAUUCGGACCAGAGAAGGAGCAACAAACCAAGGUCGACCAACAGCGACUGAACGCCGAUGAGCUUCCAGCUGUCGCCAAGAACCAGUUCCGCGAGCGUUUGAGCAAGGUCGUGAAAGACAAUCUUGAUCACCAGAAGACUGCCCAAAAGGCGGAGAACAAGCGUGUUCUCGAUGCUGUCAACGAGCACUUUGAGAAGAACAAGGAGGACAAGACGCUGGUGUUAUCGGUGCCAGGUCUAUCGUCAGGCACCAAGGCUGUCCAGGAGACUAUCAAGGUUAUUGGCUCGAAGCAGAAGGACAAGACCGUCUAUAUUUUGGGCGCAGUUGAUGCUGAUGGCAAGGUCGUUCAUGGUUGCCACGUCUCGAGUGAGGCACAAGGCAAGGGCGCAGACGCUGCGAAGUGGUGUGGCGAAGUUGCUACCGUGGUUGGUGGCAAGGCUGGUGGCAAGGGCGCUACAUCUCUUGGACAGGGAAUGAAUCUUGACAAGGUCGAUGAUGCUGUUGAGGCUGCUCGCAAGUACCUUGAGGGUCUGAGCUUGUAG
Fulvia fulva is the source of this 2988-nucleotide messenger RNA. RefSeq names its product Alanine--tRNA ligase. NCBI's taxonomy places the organism in Eukaryota, Fungi, Ascomycota, Dothideomycetes, Mycosphaerellales, Mycosphaerellaceae. Gene Ontology annotation, molecular function: alanine-tRNA ligase activity; aminoacyl-tRNA deacylase activity; nucleic acid binding. Gene Ontology annotation, biological process: tRNA modification; alanyl-tRNA aminoacylation. Gene Ontology annotation, cellular component: mitochondrion; cytoplasm. The record is from RefSeq and is a predicted model, not a curated record. The transcript has 2 exons. Bases 1 to 2988 code for a protein of 995 amino acids.